This is a messenger RNA of Daucus carota subsp. sativus, 1713 nucleotides long. RefSeq names its product UNC93-like protein 1. The transcript has 2 exons. Lineage: Eukaryota; Viridiplantae; Streptophyta; Magnoliopsida; Apiales; Apiaceae. Bases 123 to 1553 code for a protein of 476 amino acids. The record is from RefSeq and is a predicted model, not a curated record.
AGAAAUUUAAAGGCCUGACAAUCUCUAUACAUACCACUUCACAUUCAUUCAUCUCCAUCCCAUCUGUGUCAUCAUUUAACAGUAUUAUUGUGCUUGCUCUCUGUUGUUGCAAAUCUGAUAUCAUGGGUCAUACAGUUGAUCAAGAAACUAAGAACCCUGAAAAAAUAGAUGUGAAUUCUUCGUAUUUUCGAUAUAAUUCUCCUUUAGUUCAGGUGGGGUUGAUUGGUCUAGUAUGUUUUUGUUGUCCUGGAAUGUUCAAUGCCUUAUCUGGCAUGGGAGGCGGCGGUCAGGUUGAUCCGACCGCAGCCAACAAUGCCAACACGGCCCUUUAUACCACUUUUGCUGUUUUUGGGAUCUUGGGUGGUGGGAUUUACAAUAUCUUAGGCCCAAGGCUCACCCUUUUUGCUGGUUGCUCUACUUACAUUCUUUAUGCAGGUUCUUUCUUGUAUUACAAUCAUCAAAAGCACCAGGCUUUUGCUAUUGUUGCAGGAGCUCUUCUCGGGAUCGGAGCAGGCUUGCUAUGGGCUGGUCAGGGGGCUAUUAUGACCUCAUAUCCUCCCCCUGAUAGAAAGGGAACUUAUAUCUCUAUGUUUUGGAGUAUUUUUAAUAUGGGGGGUGUUAUAGGGGGGUUGAUUCCAUUUAUUUUGAAUUAUAAUCGGAGUGAAGCUAGUUCGGUUAAUGAUGGAACUUAUAUAGGGUUCAUGGUUUUUAUGACCAUUGGAACUGUUCUUGCUCUAGCAAUCUUGCAUCCUAGUAAGGUUAUUCGGGACGAUGGUUCGGUUUGUACUAAUAUGAGGUACUCUGAUGUGAGGACUGAGCUCUGGGCAAUCUUGAAGUUGUUCUCGGACUGGAAAAUGUUGUUGAUGUUUCCGGCUGCCUGGGCUAGUAACUUUUUUUAUAGUUACCAGUUUAAUAAUGUCAAUGGGAUUUUGUUUAAUUUGAGGACUAGAGGAUUGAAUAAUGUGUUUUACUGGGGAGCUCAGAUGUUAGGUUCUGUUAUGGUUGGUUAUAUUAUGGAUUUUAGUUUUAAGAGUAGAAGAAUGAGGGGUUUGGCUGGUAUUACAGUUGUGGGAAUUCUUGGGACAGCUAUUUGGGGUGGAGGGCUUGCGCAUCAGCUUGGCUAUUCCCGCGGUGAUAAGCCUGAGAAACUAGAUUUUAAGGAUUCUGGUUCUGCUUUUGCAGGGCCAUUCGUGCUGUAUUUUAGCUAUGGACUAUUAGACGCAAUGUUUCAGAGCAUGGUUUAUUGGGUUAUUGGAGCUUUGGCUGAUGAUUCUGCUAUACUCAGCAGAUAUACUGGAUUUUACAAGGGAGUGCAGAGUGCAGGAGCAGCCGUUGCUUGGCAAGUGGAUACACGUAACGUAUCAUUCCUUUCUCAAUUGGCUGUGAACUGGUCACUAUGCACUAUCAGUUAUCCAUUGUUGGCGAUUUUAGUAAUUCUAGCAGUGAAAGAUGAGAGCAAAGUGGAAGAGGGAACUCGCAAUGAGGCUGCACAUUCAGACAGUAUCACAGAUUCGAAGGACAAUACAUAUGGUGGGCUUAGCAUGUCAACUUAAUUUGGCAUAUUAAUUUUGUUUCCAUGCUUUCAAGUGUCGUUACCUGUUCUGCAAAGUGUUUAUAUUUUAAAACUUGUAAUUUCAAUUUAGUUGUAAAUGUAGUGUUCCACACGUAUCCAAAGCAUCAAUAUACGCGAUUCAAACCUUUAUUCAGUGUGAA